AUGCUCCACAAACUCUACAUGCUCAUACUUUGUAUUUUUAAUAUACAAAAUACCCAGAGGUGCAUACUCAACACACGAAUAGAUUUUGGACAACCUCUUCCUGUGAUCUUGCGAAAUGGGAAGCUUUUAGAACCCGAUGAUAAUAAUGGUAAUGUUAUUCUAGAUCAUGGCGAUGUCCUAACAAUAAGCUGUGGAGAAUACAGGUCUAUAAGACAUCCAAAUGCAAUACAGGAAGUACCUACAGCAAUCGUAUCAUGCGAAUCUGGCGAUAGAUUCAAAAACGACGCGUUGCUAAAUUUUCCGGGAAGUUUCUCAUUAUUUCAUUGUAACGAUGCUCCAGACUAUCAUAGCAGACGCACGAAUCGUACGUGUUUUGAAGGAUUACCUAUAAUAGAAGUCGGAUAUACUAUCCACAAUGAAUUUUAUCCAUCGUACGAGACCUGUUUCAAUGAUGUGAUGUUUAACCCAAUUUAUUCCAAGUAUACACAGAAACCAUAUAAUGCUUUGUAUCAAACGCACGUGGAAAGACCCUAUUUUCAAGAUAAUUACAAUUACAAAAACAUUCCGGUGGAUUCUUUAUUUUCGCAGAUAGGUCAAAGAGCAGCGGUGGCACAAAUGGUCGGCCCAUUAAUUGACACCUAUAUAAAUAAGAAUGAAUAUCUAUCGAGAGGCCAUCUAGCAGCUAAGACGGAUUUCGUUUAUGCGUUCACAGAGCGUGCUACAUUUCAUUAUGUGAACUGUGCGCCACAAUGGAGCGGGCUAAACGGUGGCAAUUGGAAUACUCUGGAAGUGAAGCUCCGUGAUCAUAUACAUCAUGUCGGUUAUAACACAGUCAUAUAUACUGGUACCUAUGGUGUCACUCAACUUACAAAUCAAUAUGGUCAGAGAGUCGACCUCUAUUUGCAUCGUGGUGCUAAUCCAAAUGUUGGUAUACCCAUCCCACAAUAUUUUUACAAAGUUGUGUAUGAACCUAGUAGUAAAAGGGGGAUAGCAUACGUCGGUAUCAAUAAUCCAUACUACAGUCUAAGAGAAGCUAAGGAUAUGUUCUUUUGUCAGGAUAUGUGCCGGAAUAAUAACAGUUUUUCCUGGUUGACCUGGCAUCCCGACAAUCCAUCUGAGGGAUAUACUUUUUGUUGUUCAAUCCCAGAUUUUAGAGCUACUAUUAAUCAUUUACCUUAUUUUGAUGUCUGUGGUGUUCUUAUAUAA
Molecule: messenger RNA, 1206 nt
Organism: Zerene cesonia (dogface butterfly)
Lineage: Eukaryota; Metazoa; Arthropoda; Insecta; Lepidoptera; Pieridae
Exons: 1
Coding region: 1-1206 (401 amino acids)
Biological process (GO): apoptotic DNA fragmentation
Cellular component (GO): mitochondrial inner membrane; nucleus
Molecular function (GO): RNA endonuclease activity; nucleic acid binding; single-stranded DNA endonuclease activity
Source: RefSeq, a predicted model, not a curated record